AUGAAGUUUGGAAGCCGCACUUGCAUUCUGAAUGUGGGUGGCACCAAGUACGUGUUCCGCAGAGAUGUGAUCAAGGAUUUCCCUCUCAGGAGAGUCAGUCGUCUCCACGGCUGCGUGUCGGAGAAAGAGGUGCUGGAAGUGUGCGAUGACUACGACCGGGAGAGGAACGAGUUUUUCUUUGACCGACACUCGGAAGCUUUCGGCUUUAUCAUGCUCUAUGUGAAGUAUGGCAAGCUCCGCUUCGCCCCGCAGAUGUGCGAGCUGGCUUUCUACAACGAGAUGAUCUACUGGGGGCUGGAAAGCGCGCACCUGGAGUUCUGCUGCCAGAGGCGACUGGACGACAGGAUGUCCGAGACUUACACCUACUACUCAGAGGAAGACACGAAAACAGAGGACGAGCUGAGAGUGGAGGAAGAGGGCGAGGACCCGGCGGGACGGGGCAGAGGGAGCGCACAGUGGCUGGAGAGGAUGCGGAGGACUUUUGAGGAGCCCACGUCCUCCAUAGCCGCGCAGAUUCUGGCCUCGGUGUCGGUAAUAUUUGUGAUUGUGUCCAUGGUGAUCCUAUGUGCCAGCACGCUGCCAGACUGGAAAACUGCAGAGAACAGAAGCGUGGACGAGCACAGGUACACAGAGCACUUAACGGACCACUCUGGGAUAAUCGAGGCGGUGUGCAUCGGCUGGUUCACGGCGGAGUGCAUCGUGCGCUUCAUCGUGUCAAAGGACAAGUGCAAGUUCAUGCGUCGGCCCCUGAACAUCAUCGACAUGCUGGCUAUCACCCCGUACUACAUCUCUGUGCUGAUGACGGGGCUGACCGGUGAGAACUCGCAGCUGCAGCGGGCCGGGGUGACCCUGCGCGUGCUCCGCAUGAUGAGGAUCUUCUGGCUCAUCAAGCUGGCCCGUCACUUCCUGGGGCUGCAGACCCUGGGGCUGACGCUGAAGCGCUGCUACCGUGAGAUGGUCAUGCUGCUGGUCUUCAUCUGCGUGGCCAUGGCCAUCUUCGGGGCUCUGUCCCAGCUGCUGGAGCAUGGGCUGGACCUGGACAUGGGUAACGAGGACUACGCCAGCAUCCCCGCUGCUUGCUGGUGGGUUAUUAUCUCCAUGACCACGGUUGGCUAUGGAGACAUGUACCCCAUCACCAUGCCCGGGAGGGUGCUGGGAGGGGUCUGUGUGGUCAGCGGCAUUGUCCUGCUGGCAUUGCCCAUCACCUUCAUCUACCAUAGCUUCGUCCAGUGCUACCAAGAACUCAAAUUCCGCUCCGCGCGCUGCAGCAGGAGCCUGUCUGCAGAGUUCUUAAACUGAUCCUGACA
Polyodon spathula (Mississippi paddlefish) is the source of this 1307-nucleotide messenger RNA. Its product is annotated as potassium voltage-gated channel subfamily G member 3-like. The coding region runs from base 1 to 1299 and encodes 432 amino acids. The transcript is spliced from 2 exons. Gene Ontology annotation, biological process: potassium ion transmembrane transport; protein homooligomerization. The record is from RefSeq and is a predicted model, not a curated record. Gene Ontology annotation, cellular component: voltage-gated potassium channel complex; membrane. NCBI's taxonomy places the organism in Eukaryota, Metazoa, Chordata, Actinopteri, Acipenseriformes, Polyodontidae. Gene Ontology annotation, molecular function: delayed rectifier potassium channel activity.